This is a messenger RNA of Lucilia sericata (common green bottle fly), 1335 nucleotides long. RefSeq names its product protein TsetseEP-like. Lineage: Eukaryota; Metazoa; Arthropoda; Insecta; Diptera; Calliphoridae. The record is from RefSeq and is a predicted model, not a curated record.
AUGGAACUGCAGAAUGGAGCAAAAUUAAUUGGUUAUGCUGAUGAUAUUGCUCUUGUCAUUACACAACCAUCUACGGAAUUGUUGCAAAUAAUAAAAACUUCUCCACUAUGUGAAACAUGUGAAAACGAUGAAGACACAGCAAGACAUAUGCUCUUUAAAUGUAAAAAGUGGGAUGCACAAAGAGAACAAUGGAACAACUCAAUGAAUGAAGUUGUAACAGAGAAUAACUUAUUACAAGUAAUGCUCAGUUCACAAGAUUGUGCUGAAAUUUCAGAAAAAGAUGAUUCACAAGAAAUUCUAACAGUGCCUUCAACAUCACUUCCCAUUGUACUACAACUAUCUAAAUCUUUACCGGUGGGUAAUGAACUCACGCAACCGACAGUGGAUAAAAAUAAUAACGACAUUAAAGAACAUACAAAUUAUCAGAGUAUUUCGAAUGAUAUAGAGGUAUUUAAUGAUAAAUUGGGGCCACGUUUAGAAAACCAAGAUGAGGAAGCUGAGGCCGAAGCUCAAGAAGGCACAGGAGAAGAAUCUGAAGUAGGAGCUGAGCCUGAAGCUGAACCAGAAGCCGAGCCUGUAGCUGAACCAGAACCAGAAGCUGAACCUCAAGCUGAUGAAACAGAACCCGAAGCUGAGCCAGAACCUGAGCCUGCAGCGGAGCCAGUUGAAGAGACUGAAGCGGAAACAGUUCCAGAACCAGAAGGCGAACCUGAAGAGCCAAAAGAAGAAGAAACUCCACCCGAACCUGCAGCAGGGGACGCUCCGGAAUCAGCAGAUGAACCUGAACCGGAACCCCAACCUGAAACAGAACCAGAAGAAGUAGCAGCUGCAGAUCCUACCGAAACUGUUGAUGCAGCUAACGAAGACUCUGAAAUGCCUAACGAUGAACCAGCCAAAGAGGAGGAAGAUCAAAAAGAUAUAGAAAAUGCAUCGCCCGCAACACAUGCUGAAGAUGCUGCAACUAAAGAUAAGGAUCAUCAAGUUUCCUGUUUUAUUUGCACUAGUGUUGAGGAUUUAAAAUGUAAUAUGAAAGCAACACGUCAAGCUUCAUGUCCGAAAGUUAGCGAUGGUGAUUCAGGAAAGCAUAAUGGUUGUUAUACGCUAUAUAAAGCUGACACAAAUAUAACCAUGCGUGGCUGUGUGGACGAAUUGGCCGAAGAGGGUCUUAAUUGUCUAGCAAAUGAGAAAUUAUGCAAUUUAUGCUGAAAUAAUUGCAAUAUAAAAUGGCACCCAGCGAUGCUAAUAUGCUACAGUUUAAAUUGUCCUACAAUGCUGUUCUUAAAUAUUUUUUCCAUAAUUAUAAUUAAGAGAUUAACAAAUUUGUCAUUAAUAUAA